AUGGAGCUGUCGGCGGUGCGCUGCCCGGGGGGCAGCCAGGGGCUGUACACCAUCGGCCGGACCCCUCCGGGCGCCGGAGGGGCGGUGGAGGGGCAGGAGGAGCAGGAGGAGGAGGGGGGCAGCUCUCGCCCCCAGCGCCUGCUGUGGCAGACGGCCGUGCGCCACAUCACCCAGCAGCGCUUCCUCCACGGGCAGGCCGGGGGCAAGGGCGACGACCCCCGAGGGCCGGCCGGCCCUGGCGACGGGGCCACCAACGGGGCCACCAAGGUGUUCCCGGAGCGCAGCGGGGGCGAGCUGGGCUUCCUGCGCCUCGACUGCGCGCCCAGCAACUCGGACUUCUUCCUCCAUUGGGGGGCCACGUACCGGGGGGUCAUCUUCCCCACCCUGCGCAACGCCUUCAAGUCCCGGGACCUGGAGCGCCUGUACCAGCGCUACUUCCUGGGCCAGAGGCGCAAGUCGGAGGUGGUCAUGAACAUCCUGGACGUGCUGACCAAGCUGACCUGGCUGCUGCUGCACCUGGCCCUGGCCUCGGCCCCCAUGGACCCCCUCAAGGGCAUCCUGCUCGGCUUCUUCACGGGCAUCGAGGUGGUCAUCUGCGCCCUGGUCGGGGUGCGCAAGGACACCACUUCCCACGCCUACCUGCAGUACAGCGGCCUGGUGACCUGGGUGGCCAUGACCACCCAGAUCCUGGCCGCCGGGCUCGGCUACGGCCUGCUGGGCGACGGCAUCGGCUACGUGCUCUUCACCCUCUUCGCCACCUACAGCAUGCUCCCCCUGCCCCUCACCUGGGCCAUCCUGGCCGGACUGCUCACCUCCACCCUCCAGAUCGGCCUGCAGCUGGCCCUCCCCCGGCCGCUCGACGGCUCCGUCAACCAGAUAGUGGCUCAGGCGGUGUUAUUUAUGUGUAUGAACACAGCGGGAAUUUUCAUUAGCUACCUGUCAGACAGAGCUCAACGCCAAGCCUUCCUGGAGACUCGAAGAUGUGUGGAAGCGAGGCUGAGGCUAGAAACGGAGAACCAGAGACAGGAACGAUUGGUGCUGUCAGUCUUGCCUCGCUUCGUGGUCCUAGAAAUGAUCAAUGACAUGACCAACGUGGAAGACGAACACUUGCAACACCAGUUCCACAAGAUCUAUAUCCAUCGCUAUGAGAAUGUCAGCAUUCUCUUCGCAGAUGUGAAAGGAUUUACUAACCUUUCCACGACCUUGUCAGCACAGGAGCUGGUCAGGAUGUUGAACGAACUCUUUGCCAGAUUUGAUCGACUAGCCCAUGAACAUCACUGCCUUCGAAUUAAGAUCCUGGGAGACUGUUACUACUGUGUUUCUGGACUCCCUGAACCCCGGCAAGACCAUGCACACUGCUGUGUAGAAAUGGGUCUCAGCAUGAUCAAAACAAUCAGGUAUGUUAGAUCAAGAACAAAGCAUGAUGUCGACAUGAGGAUAGGAAUUCAUUCUGGAUCAGUGUUAUGCGGAGUCCUCGGCCUGCGGAAAUGGCAGUUUGACGUGUGGUCAUGGGAUGUGGACAUUGCAAAUAAAUUAGAAUCAGGUGGAAUUCCUGGGCGAAUUCACAUCUCAAAAGCCACCCUGGACUGCCUCAACGGUGAUUAUAAUGUUGAAGAAGGGCACGGGAAAGAGCGAAAUGAAUUCUUAAGGAAACAUAAUAUAGAGACUUAUUUGAUAAAGCAGCCAGAGGAGAGCCUAUUGACCCUGCCUGAAGACAUCAUGAAGGAGGCGGUCAGCUCCGUGGAUAAGCGAAACAGUGGGGCCACAUUUACCGAAGGAUCUUGGAGCCCCGAGCUUCCAUUCGAUAACAUUGUGGGGAAACAGAAUACUUUGGCUGCCCUAACAAGAAAUUCAAUAAAUCUGCUUCCAAACCAUCUUGCACAAGCUUUGCAUGUCCAGUCUGGGCCCGAGGAAAUUAACAAGCGAAUAGAGCACACCAUCGACUUACGGAGUGGCGAUAAAUUGAGAAGAGUGCAUAUCAAGCCUUUCUCACUGAUGUUUAAAGACUCCAGCCUGGAGUAUAAGUACUCCCAGAUGAGAGAUGAAGUCUUCAAGUCAAACUUGGUCUGUGCAUUCAUUGUUCUUGUUUUCAUCACAGCAAUCCAAAGUUUGCUUCCUUCUUCAAGGAUGAUGCCAAUGGUCAUCCAGUUUUCCAUUCUAAUUAUGUUGCACUCGGCCCUUGUGCUCAUCACCACUGCCGAAGACUAUAAAUGUCUGCCUCUUGUGCUACGAAAAAGUUGUUGCUGGAUAAAUGAGACCUAUUUGGCCAGGAAUGUGAUCAUCUUUGCCUCCAUCACGAUUAAUUUUCUGGGAGCGAUCAUAAAUAUCCUGUGGUGUGACUUGGACAAGACGAUUCUAAUGAAGAACCAGACUUUCAACUCUUCAGUCUCCUUCUCAGAUAUCUGCUCCUACCCUGAGUAUUUUGUCUUUACCGGGGUGCUGGCCAUGGUGACUUGUGCUGUGUUCCUUCGGCUCAACUCUGUGCUGAAGCUGGCAGUGUUACUGAUUAUGAUCGCCAUCUACUCCCUGCUCACGGAGACCAUUUAUGCAUCGCUCUUUCUUCGCUACGACAACUUCAAUCACAAUGGAGAGAAAGAUUUCCUGGGGACCAAAGAGGCAUCCCUGCUCCUGAUGGCUAUGUUUCUCCUAGCUGUAUUUUACCAUGGGCAACAGCUGGAAUACACAGCCAGGCUUGACUUCCUGUGGCGAGUGCAGGCCAAAGAGGAGAUCAAUGAAAUGAAGGAACUCAGGGAGCACAAUGAGAAUAUGCUCCGUAACAUCCUACCCAGCCAUGUCGCUCGGCACUUCCUGGAGAAAGACCGAGACAACGAAGAACUGUACUCUCAGUCCUAUGAUGCUGUUGGAGUGAUGUUUGCUUCUAUCCCGGGAUUUGCCGACUUUUACUCUCAGACGGAAAUGAAUAACCAAGGGGUGGAAUGUCUGCGUCUGCUAAAUGAAAUUAUCGCUGACUUUGAUGAGUUACUUGGGGAAGACCGAUUUCAAGACAUUGAAAAGAUUAAAACCAUCGGCAGCACCUACAUGGCUGUAUCAGGCUUAUCACCUGAUAAACAGCAAUGCGAAGACAAGUGGGGUCAUUUAUGUGCUCUGGCUGACUUCUCUCUCGCCCUGAACGAAAGCAUCCAGGAGAUCAACAAGCAUUCAUUUAACAAUUUUGAGCUCCGCAUUGGUAUCAGCCAUGGAUCGGUGGUGGCAGGCGUGAUCGGUGCGAAGAAGCCGCAAUAUGACAUCUGGGGCAAAACGGUGAACCUAGCCAGUCGUAUGGACAGCACAGGGGUGAGCGGCAGAAUUCAAGUGCCCGAGGAGACGUACCUCAUCCUAAAGGACCGAGGCUUUGCCUUUGACUACCGAGGAGAGAUUUAUGUCAAGGGCAUCAGCGAGCAGGAAGGAAAAAUCAAAACAUAUUUUCUUCUAGGAAGAGUACAACCAAAUCCUUUAAUCUUACCGCCAAGGAAAUUGCCUGGACAGUAUUCCUUAGCAGCUGUUGUCCUCGGACUUGUACAGUCACUUAACAGGCAGAGGCAGAAGCAAAUACUGAAUGAGAACAACAACUCUGGAAUAAUUAAGGGACAUUACAACCGACGGACUUUGUUGACUUCCAGUGGAUCCGAGGCAGCAGCCCAAGCAGAAAGUGUGGACAAACCUGACUUGCCAUAAAUACCAUUUUCUUUGUGUUCAUUUUUUUGUAUUUCUUUUAUAUAUAAAAUAAAUGCGCUAAUAAAAAGGGUUUAAUUUUUUUUUA
This is a messenger RNA of Tachyglossus aculeatus (Australian echidna), 3760 nucleotides long. It is a transcript of the gene ADCY8, whose product is annotated as adenylate cyclase 8. NCBI's taxonomy places the organism in Eukaryota, Metazoa, Chordata, Mammalia, Monotremata, Tachyglossidae. Gene Ontology annotation, biological process: cAMP biosynthetic process; intracellular signal transduction; adenylate cyclase-activating G protein-coupled receptor signaling pathway. Gene Ontology annotation, cellular component: plasma membrane. The transcript has 19 exons. Bases 1 to 3675 code for a protein of 1224 amino acids. The record is from RefSeq and is a predicted model, not a curated record. Gene Ontology annotation, molecular function: adenylate cyclase activity.